Knipowitschia caucasica is the source of this 900-nucleotide messenger RNA. NCBI's taxonomy places the organism in Eukaryota, Metazoa, Chordata, Actinopteri, Gobiiformes, Gobiidae. The record is from the annotation of a GenBank genome assembly.
AUGAAUUACCUUUUGUAUCCCAGCGGGUGUUAUAUCACCCUUUCCACGCUGCCUGUGAGGUGCGAACGCCACCGACAUGCGUUUGGUUUGGUUUGGUCCGGGGUCGCAGUUCACGCGCAGCCUCAAUGCGCAGCAUCGGAGCGAAUGGCGGCUAGAUAUGAUAGAGCUAUUACUGUUUUCUCUCCCGAUGGCCAUCUGUUCCAAGUGGAAUAUGCGCAAGAAGCUGUAAAGAAAGGCUCUACUGCCGUUGGAAUUCGAGGUAAAGACAUCGUUGUUCUCGGAGUGGAGAAAAAAUCUGUUGCAAAGUUGCAAGAAGAAAGGACUGUCCGGAAGAUCUGUGCACUUGAUGAGCAUGUUUGCAUGGCUUUUGCAGGGCUUACAGCAGAUGCUCGAAUUGUGAUAAACAGAGCCCGUGUUGAAUGUCAAAGUCACAGGUUAACUGUUGAGGACCCUGUUACUGUUGAAUACAUCACACGCUACAUUGCAACACUGAAACAGCGCUACACUCAAAGCAACGGCCGCAGACCAUUUGGAAUCUCAGCUUUAAUUGUGGGCUUUGACUAUGAUGGGACACCGAGGCUUUAUCAAACUGAUCCCUCAGGAACGUACCACGCUUGGAAGGCAAAUGCUAUCGGAAGAAGUGCAAAAACGGUCAGGGAGUUUCUGGAGAAGAACUACACAGAUGAAGCUAUUGCAGGGGACAAUGAAGCGAUCAAGCUGGCCAUUAAAGCCCUGCUUGAGGUGGUGCAGUCAGGUGGAAAAAACAUUGAACUUGCAGUUAUCAGAAGGAAUCAGCCUCUCAAGAUUUUGGAAUCCAAAGAAAUUGAGACCCUGGUAGCUGAAAUUGAAAAAGAAAAGGAGGAGGAAGCAGAGAAGAAAAAGCAGAAAAAGUCCUCUUGA